CACACACACACACACACACACACACACACCUCUAAGUCUCUCAGUUUUUUUUUCCUCUCAAGGGCUGCAGUCCCUCCCAAGGAGGGGACUGGCUAACAGAUCUUCCAAGGAAACAGUCUGUCAGGUCCCUCUGAGUGUACACAAGCUCACUCAGAGAGAGGAGAGAGGGGAAGCCAGAGGGAGAGGGGGAGAGGGGAUCUGUUGCAGGCAGGAGAAGGCGUGACCUGAAUGGAGAAUGCCAGCCAAUUCCAGAGACACACAGGGACCUCAGAACAAAGAUAAGGCAUCGCUGACACCACACCGGGGACUGGGAAGAGCUCACAGACAAGUCGGGCAGAAGGGACCAAAGCCGGGAGCACACAAGGCAGGAAAAUGAGGUUCCUGUCUUUCCGGCGGCUCCUUCUCUACCAUGCUCUGUGCCUCGCCCUGUCAGAGGUUUCAGCCCAUACGGUGGAGCUAAAUGAAAUGUUUGGUCAGAUCCAAUCCCCUGGCUAUCCAGAUUCCUAUCCAAGUGACUCGGAGGUGACCUGGAAUAUCACUGUCCCGGAGGGGUUUCGGAUCAAGCUUUACUUCAUGCACUUCAACUUGGAAUCCUCCUAUCUUUGUGAAUAUGACUAUGUGAAGGUAGAAACAGAAGACCAGGUGCUGGCAACCUUUUGUGGCAGGGAGACCACCGAUACCGAGCAGACCCCCGGCCAGGAAGUGGUUCUAUCGCCUGGCUCCUUCAUGUCUGUCACUUUCCGGUCAGAUUUCUCCGAUGAGGAACGAUUCACAGGGUUUGAUGCCCACUACAUGGCUGUAGAUGUGGAUGAGUGCAAGGAGAGGGAAGAUGAAGAGCUGUCCUGUGACCACUACUGCCACAACUACAUCGGCGGCUACUACUGCUCCUGCCGCUUUGGCUACAUCCUCCACACAGACAACAGGACCUGCCGAGUGGAAUGCAGCGGGAAUCUCUUUACCCAGAGGACAGGCACAAUCACCAGUCCCGAUUACCCCAACCCUUACCCCAAGAGCUCCGAAUGUUCCUAUACCAUUGACCUGGAGGAGGGCUUCAUGGUCAGCCUGCAGUUUGAGGACAUUUUUGACAUUGAAGACCAUCCUGAGGUGCCCUGCCCCUAUGACUACAUUAAGAUUAAAGCUGGUUCAAAAGUAUGGGGGCCCUUCUGUGGAGAGAAAUCCCCAGAACCAAUCAGCACCCAGAGUCACAGCAUCCAGAUCCUAUUCCGCAGCGACAACUCAGGAGAGAACCGAGGCUGGAGGCUCUCCUACAGGGCGUCAGGAAAUGAGUGCCCAAAGCUACAGCCUCCUGUGUAUGGGAAAAUUGAGCCCUCGCAGGCUGUGUAUUCCUUCAAAGACCAAGUGCUCAUCAGCUGUGACACAGGCUACAAAGUGCUAAAGGAUAACGAGGUGAUGGACACGUUCCAAAUUGAGUGUCUGAAGGACGGGGCAUGGAGUAACAAGAUCCCCACCUGUAAAAUUGUAGACUGUGGAGUUCCAGCUGGGCUGGAGCAUGGGCUGGUGACCUUCUCCACAAGAAACAACCUCACCACAUACAAAUCAGAGAUAAGAUACUCCUGCCAGCAGCCCUAUUACAAGAUGCUUCACAAUAUCACAGGUGUAUAUACAUGUUCUGCUCAUGGGACUUGGACAAACGAAGUGCUCAAGAGAAGCCUGCCCACCUGCCUUCCAGUGUGUGGGCAACCCUCCCGCGCCCUGCCAAACCUGGUGAAGAGAAUCAUCGGAGGUCGGAACGCUGAACUUGGACUCUUCCCAUGGCAGGCCCUCAUAGUAGUAGAAGACACGUCAAGGGUACCAAAUGACAAGUGGUUUGGGAGUGGGGCCCUGCUCUCUGAAUCGUGGAUACUCACGGCAGCCCACGUACUGCGUUCCCAGCGCAGAGACAACACAGUCAUACCUGUCUCCAAGGAACAUGUCACCGUCUACCUGGGCCUUCAUGAUGUUCGGGAUAAAUCAGGAGCUGUCAAUAGCUCUGCUGCCCGAGUGGUACUCCAUCCUGACUUUAACAUCCAGAACUACAACCAUGACAUAGCUCUGGUCCAGCUGCAGAAGCCUGUGCCCUUGGGAGCCCACGUCAUGCCCGUCUGUCUACCGAGACCUGAGCCUGAAGGUCCAGCCCCUCACAUGUUGGGACUGGUAGCUGGCUGGGGCAUCUCCAAUCCUAAUGUGACAGUGGAUGAGAUCAUCAUCAGUGGCACACGGACCUUGUCAGAUGUCCUCCAGUAUGUCAAAUUGCCUGUGGUGUCACAUGCUGAAUGCAAAGCCAGUUAUGAGUCUCGUUCAGGCAACUACAGUGUCACAGAGAACAUGUUUUGUGCCGGCUACUAUGAAGGUGGCAAGGAUACUUGUCUUGGGGAUAGUGGUGGGGCCUUUGUCAUCUUUGAUGAGAUGAGCCAGCACUGGGUAGCCCAAGGCCUGGUGUCCUGGGGAGGACCUGAAGAAUGUGGUAGCAAGCAAGUAUAUGGAGUCUACACAAAGGUUUCCAACUAUGUGGACUGGUUAUGGGAGGAGAUGAACUCCCCGACGGGUGUCAUGGAGCUCCAGGUAGAACGGUGAAGGCAAAUACUUCUUGGGGCCUGCUACCCUGCCCCAGGUCAAGUGAGGUUGCACCACACACUGCCAACAGCAUAUUCCAUGAUACUUACCAAACCAAAUAAACUGCAGCACACUCAUGUUCCUGAGAUAGCCCCAACCCCCAAGACUGGGGUUAGCAUUAUGCAGGGGCAAUCUCUAGGCAAGAGAAUUCAGUCCAAAGCUUCAACCAAGCCUCCUUCCUCUCUCUUAGCCUCUCCUCUCCAGUGGGUGAGCUUUCCGGAAGGCUUGGAUCCUCUCUAAAUGUCAAUCACUCCUAAUCACUUUUCAAGGCUGUGGAGCCCAGUGUUGAUGUAAGAAAGCUUGGUCCUGAUCAUUAAGAAAGGACUCCUUCAACUGAAGUCUGUAUCCAUGUAUUUGCCCAUCUCUGGUUUCUAGGCUUGCACUAAGACUGGUUCUUCAUCUAGGAAAUAACAGUUCAGGCUUGGGGGACCAAGAGCAGAGUCGAGAUGUCCUUCAGAGAGCAGUGUCUGGGAGCACUUUUGUUCCUGGGACUUCUCUUAAAAGCUUCCUGCAGUGCAGAGCUUGUGCCUUGUGCCCUCCAUUAGUUUCAGACAACCAAGAGGAUACUACAAGGGCUCUGUUGACUGAAGGAGCAGAGUGGCAGCAGCUCUCCUACACCCUGCAGCACUGCUGUCCACUCAGAACACAGCGGGGGCUCCACGUGCCACUCAAAUACCAGUGGGUACCGUGAAGUGCCCACUGCCACUCCACACAAACACAGAGCAACCUUCCAGCCCUGGGAAGUGUCACCUACAGAAGACCUGCCCCCAGCCAUGUGUAUGGAGACUGGUGACUACUUGAAGAAAGAGAAGACAGCCCCACUGUGCCCCACUGUGCCCCAUUGCUUCUCAGCAGGAAAACAGAAGAAAAUAUGAGCACAAGACUUGGCAGGUCACUCCAAUAUUUGAGAUUCUAUUCAACCCAGAGCCUAAGCUCAGUGGAGAAUCUACCAAGUGGCAAACUCCAACCCACCUAUCCCUUGGGGUUCUGGAGGGUCAAGGUCAAGGGACAGAAUCUCACCCAUUGGAGAGAGACAAAGAGUCCUGGAAUUCUGUCCUUAGCUCUAUCUUCAGCUGCCCAUAUGGCCUUUGUCAUCAUUUUCUCCUCAUCUGGAAGGGGAAAUCAGAAGGUCCCAUCGGGUCUGACCAGCACUCUCAACAGGCACUUCCCUGAUUGCUAGCAGCAUCUGUGGCUCUCACAGGCUGAGUAUUCACUAUACCAGGACUCUCCAUCAGACAAAAGCAGCUGGAAAGGCCCGGAGAGGGAAUGUGGAGGGAACUGGGAAGGGCCGUCAAAACACACUCCGCUAUCUAUGAAUGGCACAUGUAAAGGACACUAUAGUUUGUAUAUUUAAUGUCAUGGGCUCUGCUACUCUAUAAGGACCUCUGCACUCUGUUUCUCUUGUCAGGAGUCUACAGUGGCAAUAAAUCUAUGAUUAGCCAACAA
This is a messenger RNA of Apodemus sylvaticus (European woodmouse), 4059 nucleotides long. RefSeq names its product MBL associated serine protease 1 (gene Masp1). The transcript is spliced from 11 exons. The record is from RefSeq and is a predicted model, not a curated record. Bases 373 to 2574 code for a protein of 733 amino acids. Gene Ontology annotation, biological process: zymogen activation; complement activation. Lineage: Eukaryota; Metazoa; Chordata; Mammalia; Rodentia; Muridae. Gene Ontology annotation, molecular function: serine-type endopeptidase activity; calcium ion binding. Gene Ontology annotation, cellular component: extracellular region; blood microparticle.